Molecule: messenger RNA, 795 nt
Organism: Phycomyces blakesleeanus NRRL 1555(-)
Lineage: Eukaryota; Fungi; Mucoromycota; Mucoromycetes; Mucorales; Phycomycetaceae
Exons: 5
Coding region: 1-795 (264 amino acids)
Source: RefSeq, a predicted model, not a curated record
AUGUCCAGCAUCCCUUUUAGUUCCCUGCUCCAUCAACUAUUACCGAGUAGCAAUGCAAUUGGUGGCACAAAAAAAGGCAAAGGGAAAUCAAAAGCCGGCUCCCAGAACUUCUUCACGGGAGCUUACCCAAUUCAGCAGAUCGAUCCGGAAGAAUCCAUAGAUGCCUUUUGCAAACUUGUAGAGAGUGUCAAGUCUGAGGCAAAAGAUACAAUUACUACAUCUACAUAUGGCAACGAUAUCGAGUUUUGUCUACCAACUUAUCCAUUUUAUGAAGAAUCUGAAGAAUCGGAUGAGAAUAGUCAGGAUGAAGCCACGCUAUAUUCUUCAUAUCUUCAUGAUGAUUUUCCAACAGAAGAAGAUUCUCAAGAGAAGAUUUAUGAUAGAAACUGGCUGCUCAAGCAAUGCCGCAAUCACAUAAUUCAACACAAUGUAGAGUUUACUGAGCAGCAGCUUUGUACAGACCUAUUUACUAUCCUUCGAUCAGAAGAAACUGAUGACAGUAUUCAACAAGCUCUUGUCGAUAUCCUUGGAUACGAAGGAAUUGAUUUGAUUAUGGAUUUGAUAUCCAAUCGAACUACUCUUGUGAGCAAUAUUAUGAAAAUGUCUAAUUACACUGGACAAAAAGCAAAAGCUUCAUUGGGUCAUUCCAACGAACCAAAAAGACCUGUGUACGGAACCCAGUUCACUGUUCAAUCUGAAGCUGAAAUCAAAGAAAUGAAGCAAAUGAGAAAAGACCAAAAGAAAGCCCUAAAGGCCCUUCAAAAAGCACCAGGCAAGUCAAAUUUAAUUAAUUAA